Messenger RNA from Tetrahymena thermophila SB210, 1674 nucleotides. RefSeq lists its product as hypothetical. The record is from RefSeq and is a predicted model, not a curated record. The transcript is spliced from 10 exons. Lineage: Eukaryota; Ciliophora; Oligohymenophorea; Hymenostomatida; Tetrahymenidae.
AUGAGAACUUAGAAAAAAGCAACACAAAACGAAGAAACACAAUAAGAAGAUUUCAUAUGCAUAUAAAAACUGUAUAGUUCUUCUACAAAAGUGUCCCUUCAAACAAUUAGGAAGCUUAUAUCAGAAUAUUUAGGAUUUGAUUUAGUAUUUGAUUCUUUAGUUGAAAUUAUGGAGGAAAUGGAUCUAAAUGACUAUCUAAAUCAAGACUAUGAAGUCUCAUUCAUUGUUGAAAUAAUCAAUUCAACUUAUUUUUAAGAAAGAAUACCUCCUAUUUUAGGUAAAUUACCUAAAGCGAUAUACCUCAAAACCAUAGAAUGCGUUCUUUAUAUAGCGUCACUAAAAAUUAUAGAGAUGCCACAAAUAUAAAAUUGCAUAUAAAUAUUUAAUUCAUCAGAUUAAGAGUGGAUGGUAAAUGGUAUGCCAAUAGAUAAUGAAUUAAUUCAGAGUAUUCUUUGGAAAAUAAAUAGAUAUAUAAAUGAAAGAAAACUCACACAAUGGAUAUUAUAAAACAAACAAGAUUUUUUAAUUCAGCAUAAAAUUAUGCUACACGAGUUUCUCCUUCUUGCUUGUAAUAGUAGUAAAAAAGAAGAAAUGUAAAAAUUAUUGGGUACAAUGUAGCAAGAUUCAUACUAAAAAUUAAUGUUGCUAGCUCCCUCAUUCAUUUAAGGAUUACCUAUACAGAAUAGGUUAAAUAGGCCUCAGUCUUCUAGUCAUAUUUUACAUAAAAAUAGCACACAGUAGCAUGGUUAAAUUUAGCAAUACUAAACGCUCAAGAUAAAUUAAAUAAACUAGCUUUUUAUUGCAAAUAAAAAUAAUUAUGUGAGCUCAACUUAAGUUUUAGAUGAUCCUUAAAAAAAAAGAUAGUAGCUCCAACUAAAUAAAAUUUAGUUGAUUUCAAAUUAAGAUAAUAAAACAGAACAAAAAAAAUAAAAAAAUUUUAAACUCUCUACUUAAAAACCAGUAAGAAUAGAAAACUAUAAAAGCCAAAUAUUUGGAUAUCAUUAACUUGACCCUAAGUAUAGAGCUAACUUAAAAAAAAUAUUGAAUUUAAGAUAAGGAGCAGAUAAUAAUACACUUAAAAAACAAAAAAGUGAUGAAAUUAAAUUUAUAGACUCAAAUAAUCUUAGGCUAUAAGAAAAUAAUUCGUUUCCACGUCAUUUGGAAAAUCAAUAUGUAUCAGAAAAAGCUUUAAGCCAAACAAACACCACAUAUAAUUUGAAGAGUAAUCCUGAAAACAAAGAAGAGAGCUAAUUGCUAAAUUACUUGCUAAAAAGUUAGAAUUACGUUUUGCAUUAAAGACCUCAAAGUGCCUUAAAAGAUCCUCCAUAGAAUCCCUUUGGAUUUUGUUACCACCCUGAAAAAGAGUAACCAGGAGUUCCUAUUUAUGUUCCAUCAAGUACAAGCUAAAGCUAAUUAGAUACAAGCAUAGUUAUAAAUUCUAAAAAAUAAAAAAGCUUUUUAAAUGCUUCGAAUGACAAAAAUUUUUUUACAAGUAAAAGAAUGAAUCAGAGUGGGAGAAAUGUAGCUGAAUAAAUUCUAGACCAAGAAUUACAUGUUUGGGAAACUAAGUUAGUAAAUAAAACAAAUAAAGAAAAUAAUAAAUUGUUUGUGCCAUAUGGAAAUAUAAAAAAGUAAUCCUUUACAAUUAAUUUGCCAUUUGAAAAAAAGAUAUGA